GAAUGCAGCCUACUGAGGAGGCCAGUGAGGGAGGACUCGGGCCGCGUUUCCUUGGCCCUGGCGAGCUACUGGGCUCCACUUCAGGAGGCUGGGGCAGAGCUUCCAGGACUCUGCCCUGUUAGAAAACCCGCACGAGGGCGGUGCCGCUUUGGAGACAGGGAGGAGGGAGACCGGAAGCCUAGAUCCCUCUGGCUGUCCCCUGCACUGCCGGUAACAUGGCACAGGAGAGGAGGGCUGUUUGUGUAUGGGCAGCUCCUGCAGCUGCUGCCGUCGCCCACCAGCCUAUGCCAAACCACACAUCCUAAUUGAGGAACCUCUGAGAAAAAACGGAGCCCUCGAGGGCCCCAGCCCUUGGAAGGGUAACCUGGACCGCUGCCGCCUGGUUGCCUGGGCCAUACCAGACAUGCCCGCGGCUCCUCCCCGAUUGGGAGGAGCACGCGUCCCGCUCGGGCGCACUCUCCAGCCUUUUCCCGGCUGAGUAGGAGCCGAGCCCUCCGGGUAGGGCGGGGACCGGAUGAGGUGGGACCCUCCGGUACAGAAAACUGCGCCACGUGACCCGCCGCCGGCCAGUUAAAAGGAGGCGCCUCCUGGCCUCCCCUCACAGUGCUUGUUCGGGGUACUCCGCUGGCUUGGACAGUUGCGCCAUGUGUGCUGCUCGGCUAGCGGCGGUGGCGCCCCAGUCGGUGUACACCUUCUCGGCGCGCCCGCUGACCGGCGGGGAGCCUGUGAGCCUGGGCUCCCUGCGGGGCAAGAUACUACUUAUCGAGAAUGUGGCGUCCCUCUGAGGCACCACGGUCCGGGACUACACCCAGAUGAACGAGCUGCAGCGGCGCCUCGGGCCCCGGGGCCUGGUGGUGCUCGGCUUCCCGUGCAACCAGUUUGGGCAUCAGGAGAACGCCAAGAACGAAGAGAUUCUGAAUUCCCUCAAGUACGUCCGACCUGGUGGUGGGUUCGAGCCCAACUUCAUGCUCUUCGAGAAGUGCGAGGUGAACGGUGCGGGGGCGCACCCUCUCUUCGCCUUCCUGCGGGAGGCCCUGCCAGCCCCCAGCGACGACGCCACUGCACUUAUGACCGACCCCAAGCUCAUCACCUGGUCUCCGGUGUGUCGCAACGAUGUUGCCUGGAACUUUGAGAAGUUCCUGGUGGGCCCUGACGGUGUGCCCCUACGCAGGUACAGCCGCCGCUUCCAGACCAUUGACAUCGAGCCUGACAUCGAAGCCCUGCUCUCUCAAGGGCCCAGCUGUGCCUAGGGCGCCCCUCCUACCCCGGCUGCUUCGCAGUUGUAGCGCUGCUCUCUGGGGGGUUUUCAUUUAUGAGGGUGUUUCCUCUAAACCUACAAGGGAGGAACACUUGAUCUGUCAGGAAAUACCCCCUCGAGAUGGGCGCUGGUCCUGUCCAUCCCAGUCUCUGCCAGACCAAGGCGAGUUUCCCCACUAAUAAAGUGCCGGGUGUCAGCAGAA
Molecule: messenger RNA, 1460 nt
Organism: Symphalangus syndactylus (siamang)
Lineage: Eukaryota; Metazoa; Chordata; Mammalia; Primates; Hylobatidae
Gene: GPX1
Product: glutathione peroxidase 1
Biological process (GO): glutathione metabolic process; response to hydrogen peroxide; hydrogen peroxide catabolic process
Cellular component (GO): cytosol; mitochondrion
Molecular function (GO): glutathione peroxidase activity
Source: RefSeq, a predicted model, not a curated record